CUCUGCCUUCCGCAGCUCCACUUCCCUCCCUCACCUCAUCCUGUUGAAAUGGCGUCCGAGGCGGUCCUGCGCGAGUAUUUGCCGGAGCUAUGAAGAAGAAUCGGAGCAGAAAAUGGCUGAGAUCGACGACCAGAGGAAGCGCGACACUCGCACGAGCUCAAUCGGACGUUGCAUCGCUUCCUGCAUCUCCGUCUUCCUCACUCAGUUCACCCUCGCUCUGAUUCCUCGCUUCCUCUACACCUCUCCACUCCUCAUUCAGCUCGCCCUCUCAGCUCUGGUGCUCGUGGUGGUUCUGGGAUUGGGAGGGAGGUGCAGGCGAGUUCUAGGAGUCUCUGCAUCAGCCCCUGCCUUUGUUGUUCUAAGUAUUAUAUACAUAUGGGCUAUCUAUGUGACCGUCGUCAGAGAAGCGAUUCCACUGUUCAGGGAUAUUUUGUUCCAUGGAGAAGUUGCCAUGCUUAUAAUUGGCUUUUGCAGUGACCGGUUCCAUGCUGAUGAUCGCGCCUACAAUUACAGUAUUUUUAAGAGAGAUCCUGGUCGUGUAACACCUGGACCUUCCUUAUCAAGCGAACUUUGUGAAGGAUCCAUCUCUGAAGUCAGUGAGACUAUCUCUUUGAUGGGAAGAGUAAGAUAUUGUAGAAGUUGCGAGGCAUAUAUCAAAGGGUUUGACCACCAUUGCCCUGCGUUUGGAAAUUGUAUAGGUCAGAAUAACUAUCUCCUUUUCAUGGCUCUUUUGGCUGGAUUUCUUAUCACCGAGUCUUCUUUUGUGGCCUGCUCAUCUAAGUUUGCUUCUAAAUCUUCAAUUCUGUACCAAACUGGAUUGGAGAGUAGUAUUGCUGCAGACUUGGUCAUUGGUGGAUUGCUGUUUUCUCUGCUCCAAUUGCUAUGGCAGGGUAUAUUUUUCAUGUGGCACAUAUACUGCAUAUGUUUCAACAUUAGAACUGAUGAGUGGAUAAACUGGAAGAAGUAUCCAGAGUUUCAACACCAAGUUAAAUCUGAACAAGGGCAAAGUUCCACUAGUUUGACGUUCCGGAAUCCAUAUGAUAAGGGCAUCCUGGGGAACAUUAGAGAUUUCCUGUCAUAAAUGAACAGAUAACCUAUGCUUCUGCUAACGCUGGAAGCACAGCAACGUGAGUGACCUGAAUUUGUUGCUCUUACUGCAAUUCUGAUACAUAAGGAGCUGUGCCUGCUUAUAACGGAUGCUAUCACUGACCUUUUGGGAUUGUAUGGUGAAAGGAUCACGGUUCACCUUCUGAUCUCUCAGAUCAUGUAGUAUAGGGGUGAAGUAAAUUUGCGCUCUUCUGGAGUUUUGGUGGUAGCUUAUCUAUUUAGAAGUGCUGAAGCAAGAAGGAAGAGCUGAUGCGGAGAUUUUUUGCUCUCUUGAUUAAGGUCGGACCCAUUUAAAUACGACCUUUAGAAUUGUAAGCUGAAGACAAGAAAAGAUUCUUCCAACAAUACUCUAAAAAUAUAGAACCUCCUUUU
Messenger RNA from Rhodamnia argentea, 1479 nucleotides. RefSeq names its product palmitoyltransferase ZDHHC12-like. The transcript has 11 exons. The record is from RefSeq and is a predicted model, not a curated record. Gene Ontology annotation, biological process: peptidyl-L-cysteine S-palmitoylation; protein targeting to membrane. NCBI's taxonomy places the organism in Eukaryota, Viridiplantae, Streptophyta, Magnoliopsida, Myrtales, Myrtaceae. The coding region runs from base 113 to 1081 and encodes 322 amino acids. Gene Ontology annotation, molecular function: protein-cysteine S-palmitoyltransferase activity. Gene Ontology annotation, cellular component: Golgi apparatus; endoplasmic reticulum.